CCCCCCUCCCCCCCCCCCCCCCCCCCCCCCCCCCUCCCCCCCCCCCCCCCCCCCCCCCUCCCCCCCCCCCCCCCCCCCCCUCCCCCCCCCCCCCUCCCCCCCCCCCCCCCCCCCCCCCCCCCCCCCCCUCCCCCCCCCCCCCCCCCUCCCCCCCCCCCCCCCCCCUCCCCCCCCCCCCCCCCCCCCCCCCCCCCCCCUCCCCCCCCCCCCCCCCCCCCCCCCCCCCCCCCCCCCCCCCCCCCCCCCCCCCCCCCCCCCCCCCCCCCCCCCCCCCCCCCCCCCCCCCCCCUCCCCCCCCCCCCCCCCCCCCCCCCCCCCCCCCCCCCCCCCCCCCCCCUCCCCCCCCCCCCCCCCCCCCCCCCCCCCCCCCCCCCCCCCCCCCCCCCCCCUCCCCCCCCCCCCCCCCCCCCCCCCCCCCCCCCCCCCCCCUCCCCCCCCCCCCUCCCCCCCCCCCCCCCUCCCCCCCCCCCCCCCCCCCCCCCCCCCCCCCCCCUCCCCCCCCCCCCCCCCCCCCCUCCCCCCCCCCCCCCCCCCCCCCCCCCCCCCCCCCCCCCCCCCCCUCCCCCCCCCCCCCCCCCCCUCCCCCCCCCCCCCCCCCCCCCCCCCCCCCCCCCCCCCCCCCCCCCCCCCCCCCCCCCCCCCCCCCCCCCUCCCCCCCCCCCCCCCCCCCCCCCCCCCCCCCUCCCCCCCCCCCCCCCCCCCCCCCCCCCCCCCCCCCCCCCCCCCCCCCCCCCCCCCCCCCCCCCCCCCCCCCCCCCCCCCCCCCCCCCCCCCCCCCCCCCCCCCCCCCCCCCCCCCCCCCCCCCCCCCCCCCCCCCCUCCCCCCCCCCCCCCCCCCCCCCCCCCCCCCCCCUCCCCCCCCCCCCCCUCCCCCCCCCCCCCCCCCCUCCCCCCCCCCCCCCCCCCCCCCCCCCCCCCCCCCCCUCCCCCCCCCCCCCCCCCCCCCCCCCCCCCCCCCCCCCCCCCCCCUCCCCCCCCCCCCCCCCCCCCCCCCCCCCCCCCCCCCCCCCCCCCCCCCCCCCCCCCCUCCCCCCCCCCCCCCCCCCCCCCUCCCCCCCCCCCCCCCCCCCCCCCCCCCCCCCCCCCCCCCCCCCCCCCCCCCCCCCCCCCCCCCCCCCCCCCCCCCCCCCUCCCCCCCCCCCCCCCCCCCCCCCCCCCCCCCCCCCCCCCCCCCCCCCCCCCCCCCCCCCCCCCCCCCCCCCCCCUCCCCCCCCCCCCCCCCCCCCCCCCCCCCCCCCUCCCCCCCCCCCCCCCCCCCCUCCCCCCCCCCCCCCCCCCCCCCCCCCCCCCCCCCCCCCCUCCCCCCCCCCCCCCCCCCCCCCCCCCCCCCCCCCCCCCCCCCCCCCCCCCCCCCCCCCUCCCCCCCCCCCCCCCCCCCCCCCCCCCCCCCCCCCCCCCCCCCCUCCCCCCCCCCCCCCCCCCCCCCCCCCCCCCCCCCCCUCCCCCCCCCCCCCCCCCCCCCCCCCCCCCCCCCCUCCCCCCCCCCCCCCCCCCCCCCCUCCCCCCCCCCCCCCCCCCCCCCCCCCCCCCCCCCCCCCCCUCCCCCCCUCC
Molecule: messenger RNA, 1551 nt
Organism: Penaeus chinensis
Lineage: Eukaryota; Metazoa; Arthropoda; Malacostraca; Decapoda; Penaeidae
Product: basic proline-rich protein-like
Exons: 2
Source: RefSeq, a predicted model, not a curated record